AUGAUUUCCCAACUUGCAAGCUUUCACUAUGAUGUGCCGACGCUCAUCGCCACAGCGAGCAUCCUCUUGAUCUUGCGCUAUCUAUUCACCGGGAUUUUCGACCCUUUGCGUGAUAUCAAAGGUCCAACACUCGCACGAUAUACUCGUCUAUGGGAGGUGUACAAGAACUGCCAGGGCCAAUUAGAGCACGUCACAGUCUCUUUGCACAAAAAAUAUGGAUCCAUUGUCCGGCUAUCCCCGAACCGUUAUAGCAUUAGCGACCCGACAGCGAUUCGCACCAUUUACGGUAUUGGGUCGAAGUUUCCCAAGUCCGAUUAUUACACUCCUUUUGGUACGCCACUAGACCACAAGGAUGUCUUUUCAGAGAUAAGCAAUGAGAAGCAUGCGUCGGAGCGCAGGAAGAUCUCCAAUAUGUACGCCAUGAGCUCUUUGGUGUCAUAUGAACCCUUCGUGGACAAGGUGAAUGGUGAAUUUAUGGCCGCCUUGGCCGAUCACGCUCAGCACGGGAGGGCGUUUGAUUUGUUUACCUGGAUGCAAUUCUACGCAUUCGACGUCAUUGGUGAGAUUACCUUGGGUCGAUCAUUCGGCCUGCUCGAAGCUGGUCACGACAAGGACGGGCUUCUGCAUGCUGUUCAUGUCGGAUCGAUCAGUUAUGGUUCCUCGGUGGGACUCAUCCCCGAGGUUCAUUACCUGUACAAUUGGCUCCAAAAAGUUUUACCUAUCGACAGCCACUGGAAAGUCACCCAACGAGUUAUAUUGAGGGAGAUUGGUGCCAGACUGCAGGGCGUGAGUACCAGCGAUCGCAAGGACUUCCUAGCCAAGUGCAUUGAAUUGAGCAAAGCUGGCAAGCUGGAUCAAUACGCAAUAAACAAUGUUCUGGGAACCAAUAUUGGCGCUGGCUCUGACACAACUGGCAUCAGCAUGAGUGCUGUUAUCUACUUCCUCAUGAAGCAUCCCGAUUGCUUGCAGAAGCUUCGUGAUGAGAUUGAGACAGCCGAAGGGCAAGGAAAUCUCUCUAACCCGGUUACUUUCCAAGAAGCUCAAAAGCUUCCAUAUUUGCAAGCUACCAUCAAGGAAGCCUUGAGACUGCACGCAGCAGUCGGUCAAAUUCUCAGCAGAGUAGUCCCUGAGGGCGGUGCACAGAUUGCUGGUAGACACUUCCCACAAGGUACUGUGGUGGGCGUGAAUGCAUGGGUAGUUCACACAGACGAAAAUAUCUGGGGCAAAGAUGUACACGAAUUUCGACCUGAGCGUUGGCUGGUUGACAAAGAACGACUUGCUUUUUUGGAUCAGAACUACUUGGCAUUUGGUGCUGGCUCAAGAACAUGCAUCGGCAAAAACAUCUCACUACUCGAAAUGACGAAGCUCGUACCCCAGCUUGUGCGUCGGUUUGACUUUGUUCCUGCAGGUGACAGUGAGUGGAAGACUAGUAGCGGCUGGUUUGUUAAGCAAAGUAUCGAUAUCAAGGUCAUUGAGAGGGCGUGA
Molecule: messenger RNA, 1485 nt
Organism: Penicillium subrubescens
Lineage: Eukaryota; Fungi; Ascomycota; Eurotiomycetes; Eurotiales; Aspergillaceae
Product: cytochrome P450
Exons: 4
Coding region: 1-1485 (494 amino acids)
Molecular function (GO): monooxygenase activity; oxidoreductase activity, acting on paired donors, with incorporation or reduction of molecular oxygen; iron ion binding
Source: RefSeq, a predicted model, not a curated record